GCCAUCCGCAGCUGGCGGGCUGCAGGCAAACAGGAUGACGAGCGGGUGACGGGGCGCAGGGAAGGGGGAGCGUGGCCUUGCACGGGGGCCGGCAGCCCCUGUUCUGCUGUGGGAGCGACGCUGGCAAGAAGGACCCCGGCGAGGAGGGGAGCAUCACCCACCUCCCCAGGAGCAAAGGCAAGGAGAAGACAGUGGCCAUGGUUGUGGUGGGGUUUCCUUCUAAAGGACGCAGGAGUAGAGCGCUUGCUGCCCAGGCACUGGAGCUGCUGGCUUAGCCCUCAGGGGGGAUGGCGAGCCGAACAGGGCUGAACACCACGGGCAGCCAGGAACCACUCUCCGUCCCUGAGCAGUCUAUCGCCCAGGAGGUGGUGGGCCUCCUCUGCAUGGUCCUCCUCACCCUCACUGCCCUGGUGGCCAACACCGUGGUGAUGGUAGUCAUUCUCAAAACCCCCCUUCUCAGGAAGUUCAUCUUCGUCUGCCACCUCUGUGUGGUUGACCUCCUCUCUGCCAUUUUCCUCAUGCCCCUGGGGAUCAUCUCCAGCUCCUCCUGCUUCAACAGGGUGAUCUACAGCAUUGCCGAGUGCCAGGCCUUGAUAUUCCUGAAUGUCUGCUUCAUCAGUGCCUCCAUCCUCACCAUCUCCAUCAUCAGUGUGGAGCGGUACUACUACAUUGUCCACCCCAUGAGGUAUGAGGUCAAGAUGACCAUCAGGCUGGCAGUGGCCGGAGUGAUCUUCAUUUGGGUCAAGUCUGUUCUCAUUACUGUCUUGGCACUGGUGGGCUGGCCUCAAGGCAAUGGGGCCACCAGCGCCAGCCGCUGCACAGUCUACUGGAGCCCUGGGGCCCACAAGAAGGUUUUUGUGAUCAUCUUCAGCAUUGUCUGCUUUGUCCUGCCCACCAUCAUCAUCUUCGCUGUCUACUGCAGUGUCUACCGUGUGGCCCGGAUGGCAUCCCUGCAGCACGUGCCUGUGCCAGCACAGGCAGCUGCACCAAGACACCGAUCCGACUCCAUUGCCAGCCAAGUGACCAUCAUCACCACCAGGAAUCUGCCGCUGCCCAGGCUGACGCCAGAGCGCUUUUUGGGAAGCAACAAGGCCAUCCUCACCUUGGUCCUCAUUGUGGGACAGUUCUUGUGCUGCUGGCUGCCCUUCUUCGCUUUCCACUUGCACUCCUCUGACACCAUUGGCAUGGUGGGUGGUGGGCAUGGGGAGAUGGUGGUCACCUGGAUUGCCUACUCCUCCUUCGCCAUCAAUCCCUUCUUCUACGGGCUGCUGAUGCCCCGGCUCCGUCGCAGCUGUCUCAACCGGCCACUGGGCCAGGAGCUCUGUCUUUCCGUCUCAGAGGCCUCUGUCCAGGAAAACUUCUUGCAGUUCCUCCAGAGAGCAACUUGCACCCUGGAGACCCACGCCAGUUGCAUCAACCCCAGCCCCAGGAACAGGCUGGAGCAGACCAGGAUGGGCUUCCCCAUCCCAGGUCAAGUUCCUGAAGAGAGCAGCUGA
Molecule: messenger RNA, 1496 nt
Organism: Pelecanus crispus (Dalmatian pelican)
Lineage: Eukaryota; Metazoa; Chordata; Aves; Pelecaniformes; Pelecanidae
Product: putative G-protein coupled receptor
Biological process (GO): G protein-coupled receptor signaling pathway
Cellular component (GO): plasma membrane; endosome; signaling receptor complex
Molecular function (GO): G protein-coupled receptor activity
Source: RefSeq, a predicted model, not a curated record